CCCCCUGCCCCUGCGGCGGCAUCCUGGCAGGGCGACUCCAGGACACUAGUGACCGGAGCGCGAAGAUUCGGGGGUGGGAAGGUGUGAGCCGCAAACCCAGAGGGGCCGGGAAAGAAGAGGAGGCCCGGGGGUGGUCGGAGGACCGGGGUCGCGGCUGCGGAGGCUGCUCGGCCUCCUCCCUGGCUGGCUGGCUAGUUGGCUGACUGACGGGCUAGCUGGCUGGCUGACUCACUCACUCACUGACUGGCUGGCUGGCUUGCAGCCUCUGGCCCGACGCUGGAAGCUGCGGCGAGCGGCGCGCGAAGCGGAGCCAUGGCCUCGAGCGGAUAUAAUCCCUAUGUGGAAAUCAUUGAACAGCCAAGGCAGAGGGGCAUGCGGUUUAGGUACAAGUGUGAAGGGCGCUCAGCCGGCAGCAUCCCAGGGGAGCGCAGCACAGACAACAACCGGACUUACCCGUCUAUCCAGAUUAUGAACUACUAUGGAAAAGGAAAAGUAAGAAUUACAUUAGUGACAAAGAAUGACCCCUAUAAGCCCCACCCUCACGAUUUAGUUGGAAAAGAUUGCAGAGAUGGGUACUAUGAAGCAGAAUUUGGACCGGAACGCAGACCUCUGUUUUUUCAAAAUUUGGGUAUUCGGUGUGUAAAGAAAAAAGAAGUGAAAGAAGCCAUCAUUUUAAGAAUUAGCGCCGGAAUCAAUCCUUUCAAUGUCCCUGAACAGCAGCUGCUGGACAUUGAAGACUGUGACCUCAACGUGGUGAGGCUGUGCUUCCAAGUUUUCCUUCCUGAUGAACAUGGUAACUUCACAACCGCGCUGCCUCCCAUUGUUUCCAACCCGAUUUACGACAACCGUGCCCCAAAUACUGCAGAAUUAAGGAUCUGUCGUGUGAACAAGAACUGUGGCAGUGUCAGGGGAGGAGACGAAAUAUUUCUGCUCUGUGACAAAGUUCAGAAAGAUGAUAUAGAAGUUCGUUUCGUGUUGAAUGACUGGGAAGCCAAAGGUAUUUUUUCACAAGCUGAUGUGCACCGCCAAGUCGCCAUUGUUUUCAGGACGCCUCCAUACUGCAGAGCCAUAGUGGAGCCUGUGACAGUGAAAAUGCAGCUGCGGAGGCCUUCCGACCAGGAAGUCAGCGAGUCUAUGGACUUCAGAUACCUGCCAGAUGAAAAAGAUGCCUAUGGCAAUAAAUCAAAGAAGCAAAAGACGACUCUCAUUUUUCAGAAACUGCUGCAAGAUUGUGAAAAACGUAUCAUACCAAGUCACUUCCCUGAGAAAACAAGAACUGUCCCUCUGGAGUCAAUUGGAGAAACAAGAUUCAUCAAAAAAGAAUCCAACUUGUUUUCUCAUGGUACAGUUUUACCGGAAACGCCCAGGUCUUCAGGAGUUCCAGGGCAAGCUGAACCCUACUAUUCUUCAUCCGGGUCCAUCUCAAAUGCAUUGCCACAUCACCCGCCAGCCAUGCCCUCCAUGGUCCAUCAGCCUGCAAGCUGGUCACCGGUGACGCACCCCACCUCACACCCAGGCAGUACUAACACCCUGAGCAGCUUCCCGGCCGGACAGCUUUCCUCUAACUCACAAGGUGUCCUUCCGUUCCUAGACGGGGCUGGCAUGAACGACUUAAGUGCCUCUAAUGCUUGCCUUUUUAGUACUGAUAACCUGGCUAGGAUGGAGACGCCGUCCAUGUCACCGACCGACUUAUACAGUAUUUCCGACGUCAACAUGCUGACGAACCGGCCUGUGAGUGUGAUGACAGCCAGCACUGAUGGUAUGGGGGACACUGAUCACCCGAGACUUGUGAGUGUCAAUCUUGAAAACCCCUCCUGUAACUCCAGGUUAGACCCAAGAGACCCGAGACAACUGCAUCAGAUGUCUACUGCCAGUAUGUCAGCAGCAGGCACCAGUUCCAGUUCCGUUUUUGUUUCACAGUCGGAUGCAUUCGAUAGACCCCACUUCAGCUGUAUAGAUAAUGGUCUGACGAAUGAACCCGGAUUAGCAAACGACGCACAUCACCCUAACUUCGCCCAGAGCAGUCAGUACUCAGGUAUCGACACUCUGCAGAGUGAGCAGUUGGGUGACUCCUUCGCGUAUAGUUUUUUCAAAAUAUAAGUUGUAGGACUUAAAUAGGUAUACAGACUAUUAAGAGGAAGUUCAGAUGUCAGAACUUUAAAGCCGCCACUGUUUCUUACUUUGAAAAAGAUAUGCCUGAAGUACAUGUGCUUGAUGCGAAUUGUUUUUCUGUAUUUCCCCAAGACCAGCUAUGUGUCUUUAUAAUGUAUUAGUUAAAUGAAAGGAUAUUUGCUUUCAAGCAGAUUUAAAGUAAAACAUGUAAUGGCUAUGCCAUUGGGAAAUAAACUCAUUGUUGUUGAGGCCCAUAGGCCAAA
Molecule: messenger RNA, 2375 nt
Organism: Rattus rattus (black rat)
Lineage: Eukaryota; Metazoa; Chordata; Mammalia; Rodentia; Muridae
Gene: Rel
Product: REL proto-oncogene, NF-kB subunit
Exons: 10
Coding region: 313-2100 (595 amino acids)
Biological process (GO): non-canonical NF-kappaB signal transduction; response to cytokine; inflammatory response
Cellular component (GO): cytoplasm
Molecular function (GO): DNA-binding transcription factor activity, RNA polymerase II-specific; RNA polymerase II cis-regulatory region sequence-specific DNA binding
Source: RefSeq, a predicted model, not a curated record